This is a messenger RNA of Cyclopterus lumpus (lumpfish), 2077 nucleotides long. It is a transcript of the gene slc39a14, whose product is annotated as solute carrier family 39 member 14. NCBI's taxonomy places the organism in Eukaryota, Metazoa, Chordata, Actinopteri, Perciformes, Cyclopteridae. The record is from RefSeq and is a predicted model, not a curated record. Gene Ontology annotation, molecular function: zinc ion transmembrane transporter activity. Gene Ontology annotation, biological process: intracellular zinc ion homeostasis; zinc ion import across plasma membrane. Gene Ontology annotation, cellular component: membrane.
AAUGACACCACCACAUCCUCCACGCGCCGCUUCUGCCGUGUGGUGUUAUUUGAAUGGCAGGACGGGGAAGAAGAAGAAGAAGAAGAAGAAAAAAAAAAAGCAAACGCUCCCGUCCCGUCCCGUGAAAUGACUGAACGUACCGGGGACACUUUGACCUACCUGUCUGUGACACAUCCGGUCUGAGCCGAGAGAGAGAGAGAGAGAGAGAGAGAGAGAGAGAGAAAGAGAGAGAGAAAGAGAGAGAGAGAGAGGCAGGCAGUCGGCGAAGAGACGUUGACGUCAGGACUGAUUUUCUGCAUCACCCGUCCACUGCCCUCCUGAGGAGCUCCCUGCUCUCUCAGGCGUUUCUUCCUUCCCAGGUAACCCGUGGGCAUUACUCAGCCGGCUCCGAGCCUCAGGACAGACAGACAGACAGACAGACGGGCGGACAGACAGGCGGACUCGGGUGCUUAACCCACCAGCUGUCUUUUCAGAGUCUCCGUAGGAAAAGAUCAACGCAUGCCAGCCAGUAAAGAAGCCGCCAUGUUUAUCUGGCCCCCUCGUGGCCGUGCCGGUACGUCCGUCGCCCUCCUCGGGCCCCGGCUGAUGUUUGUUCUGGCCCUGGCGGUGCUUCUCUGCCCCUUGGGCCGAGUGACAUGUCAGGGGGAAGGUCGGACGCAGUCCCCCACCCAGGUGCUCCAGGACCUACUGUCCCGCUACGGGGACAACAGCACCAUCUCGGUGCCCCAGCUGCGCUCGCUGCUGGCCCUCAUCAGCCAGGGUCAGGGCGAAGGUGACGGCGACCACGGCGAUGCGGCCGAGGCGCCGACGAUAAACACGCCUCCCAAAUCCAACCGCUCCAAGUGCUUGCCUGCAGACACGCUGGCCGUCUACAGCAUCAGCGAGCAGUCGCGGCUGGACGAGCAGGGCUUACUGGAGCUCUGCCCCACCAUGCUGCAGCAGUUGGAUGCCGGCACCUGCAGGGCGCAAAAAGAGGAGGAGUCAGUCAUUGAACCCUCCCCCAGGCCCACAGACGCCGAAGUGUGGGGCUUUUCUUUCCUGAGCGUGACGGUGAUCAAUGCCUUCUCCCUCACCGGAGUCUUGGUGGUGCCCUUCAUGAAGAAAACCUUUUACAAGCGGUUGCUGCUCUUCUUCAUAGCCCUGGCCAUUGGCACGCUCUACUCCAACGCCCUGUUUCAGCUCAUCCCAGAGGCCUUUGGUUUUGACCCCAUGGUGGACUUCUACGUGUCCAAAUCUGCGAUGGUGUUCGCAGGCUUUUACCUCUUCUUCUUCACCGAAAAGGUCCUCCGGGUGCUCCUCAAACAGAAAAACAGGGGCCACGGUCACAGCCACAUCCCCAGCGCGGAUCGUUACUCGACACCCGACGGCGACCUGGAGGAGGGCGAGAAGGAGAAGCUGCAGCAGAACGGAGAGGCCAGCAGUCUGGCUCUGGGGAAGGUGGACGCGGGGGAGGGGGAGCUGAUGCUCAGCCCUGCACAGGCGCCGCAGGACUCCCAGAGCCCGGACAGCGGGGGGCGGACCGCCGGCGGCUGCUAUUGGCUGAAGGGGGCGACCUACUCCGACAUCGGCACGCUGGCCUGGAUGAUCACGUUGAGCGACGGCCUGCACAACUUCAUCGACGGCUUGGCCAUCGGCGCCUCCUUCACCGCCUCCGUCUUCCAGGGCAUCAGCACCUCCGUGGCCAUCCUGUGCGAGGAGUUCCCCCACGAGCUCGGAGACUUCGUGAUCCUGCUGAACGCCGGCAUGAGCAUCCAGCAGGCGCUGUUCUUCAACUUCCUGUCGGCGUGCUGCUGUUACCUGGGCAUGGGCUUUGGCAUCCUGGCCGGCAACAGCUUCUCCCCCAACUGGAUCUUCGCCCUGGCCGGGGGAAUGUUCCUCUACAUCGCUCUGGCAGACAUGUUCCCGGAGAUGAACGAGGUGAGUCGGGAGGAAGAGGACGCCGGCGGCAGCAGCUUCCUCCUCACCUUCGCCAUCCAGAACGCCGGCCUGCUGACGGGCUUCGCCAUCAUGCUGCUCCUCACCACCUACUCCGGACAGAUCCAGCUCGGCUAGCGACGGACACGCCCCCCCCCCCCCC